This is a messenger RNA of Aspergillus alliaceus, 2205 nucleotides long. RefSeq names its product POT family-domain-containing protein. NCBI's taxonomy places the organism in Eukaryota, Fungi, Ascomycota, Eurotiomycetes, Eurotiales, Aspergillaceae. Gene Ontology annotation, biological process: transmembrane transport. Bases 243 to 1877 code for a protein of 544 amino acids. The record is from RefSeq and is a predicted model, not a curated record. Gene Ontology annotation, cellular component: plasma membrane; fungal-type vacuole. The transcript is spliced from 8 exons. Gene Ontology annotation, molecular function: tripeptide transmembrane transporter activity; dipeptide transmembrane transporter activity.
GCAUGACCGCGGGUUACUGCAUCAGGCAUAGUUCUGACUAGUUAUCGAAAUUGGAUUAGUAAAUUCCAAAGCCAUGACUAGAUAUAAAGCCAGACGGCCCCCAACUUGUAGCCGAAUUUCUGACUGCUUCUCAAUCUCCCAUAACCAACGAUCUUGCCCACUGCCGUAUAGUUCAGUCUCGUUAGUUAUAUUUCACGUUAAUUAAGCGAAGGAUAUAAAAAACAUGUCGGGGCCUAUGUCCGAUGCGCACGGCUCUGCGGUAUCCGCAGAGCCUGAGCGCCAGUCACGCGUCGGAUCCAGACAAGCAAUCGAAAGUACCUCGUGAACAAGACUUUGCUGCUUCAGACGUUUCGGACGACGAUCCUGUUGCCACCGAAGACGAAGUUCGACAGCUUCUCCAUGUAGUGGAUAGGAUCCCCGUCCGACUCUGGGUGGCAUGUCUAGCAGGUAUCCUAGAGCGCUUUGUAUGGUACGGGGCGACUGCCCCUUUGCAAAACUACCUACAGAAUGCUCCCGGCGGCGAGGUCCCGGGGGCUCUAGGUCUCGGACAGGCGACAGCAUCUAAUAUUGUCAAUGUGUUGAUCAUCGCGUCUUAUAUUACUCCUGUCCCCGCCGCCAUCAUUGCCGAUAGCUGGCUGGGCCGCUACAAAACGAUGCUAUACUCAGCCAUUAUCGAGGCCAUCGGAGCGACCAUUCUGUGCGCGACGUCAUUUCCAGCUGUCAUAGAGAGGGGGGCUGGGCUUGGGGGGUUGGUUGCUGCAUGUGCUCUCAUGGCUAUUGGUUCGGGGGCUUUCAAAACCACGGUAGUCCCUUUUAUCGCGGACCAAUAUGAUGAAAGCGAGCUCCAUGUCCGAACCCAGAAGGACGGGAAGAAGGUCGUCACCAGCCGGACUCUAACCAUCACAUAUAUCUACAAUGUCUUCUACUGGGGCGUAAACAUGAUCAGCUUUCUCGCCGAUUGCACCCCCCUCCUAGAAAGACACGUGGGCUUCUGGCUCGCCUACCUAAUCCCAUGCUGCGCGAUGUGGCUAGCACUGCUCCCAAUCCUCCUCGGACGAUCAUACUUCAUCCAAACAUCCCCAACAAGCAACAUCAUGCCCCAAGUAGCCGCCGCCCUCCGCCACGGAAUAGCAGGAGGCUUCCAAAUGGACGCAGCCAAACCCUCAAACCAACUAAACCACGGCCGACAAGUCCCUUGGACAGACACCUUCAUCGACGAAAUUAAGCGCAGCCUCCUCACCUGCCGAGUCCUCCUCCUCUUCCCAAUCCACUGGCUCUGCUACAACCAAACCUUCAACAACCUAAUCUCCCAGGCCGCCCAAAUGACCACCUAUAACAUCCCAAACGACAUGAUCAAAAUCUCCGGCCCAAUAGCCGGCAUCCUCGUUGCCCCCCUCAUCCAAAAAGCCCUCUACCCCUACCUAACCCGCCACGCCAUCCCCUUCGGUCCCAUCGCCCGCAUAACAACCGGCUUCGCCAUCCUAACCCUCUCAAUGGCCUACACGGCCGUGGUCCAGAAGCUCAUCUAUAGUUCCGGGCCAUGCUACGACAGACCGCUGGCGUGUGAGCAUGCUAUCCCGAACCACAUCUCCGUGUUCUUGCAGAUCCCAGUUUAUGUUGCGGGGGCGUUGGCGGAGGUUUUUUGUAUGACGACGGGGACCGAGUACGCGUAUACGAGGGCGCCAGAUGGCAUGAAGACGCUUGUGCAGGCUGUUUGGCUGGGUAUGGCAGGUGUGGGGACGGCUUUGGCGUUGGCGUUUACGCCGCUUACUAGGGAUCCGGAGUUAGUGGUUAUGUAUGGUAUUUUGGCCGGGUUGAUGGGUGGGGCGACUGGGUUGUUUUGGGUGGUUUUUAGGCGGUUGGAUCGGGAUGAGUGAGGGUUGAUUGGGGGAAUGUUUCGUUAGGAGGGGAUUUGGGGGACGACUCGUGGGUGAAGGGGCUAUAGAAGGGAUGUUGAAAGGGGCAGAGUGUGUGAGUGUGUAUGCCGGUUUUGAACUUAUCUUGGGUUACAAGAUUUAUAGCAGAAGAGGGUGGGGGUUGAGCAAAGGAUAGCCUAUUGGCUAGGUCAAGUUCUGAAGGGAGGGUACAUACAAGUAGUAUGUCAGGAGCGCGAAGUUCUACACGUUAUUGAAGAUCAUGAGACGUUAGGAGAGGUUUAGAACGAACAGGUUUGAUAAUGUCUAGAAACGUUCAAACAUAAUGAUU